GAUUCUGAGGCUCACAAAGCGCCUGCAGCAGCGCGACAGGGGCGCGAUAGCGGCCGUAAAGCAACCUGCUGAGACCACGUGGCCUCCAAAGCGGCUCCCAGCGUCCUUGGAGGUCCUGGGGCUUGCGGGUAAUGGCGAGCCCAGUGCAGGGUGGUGGGACCCGGUCCCUGGAUCUGCUCCGGUCAUUGCCGCGUGUGAGCCUGGCCAACCUAAAGCCCAGUCCCGGCUCCAGGAAACCGGAGAGACGACCAAGAGGUCGGAGGAGAGGUAGAAAAUGUGGCAGAGGCCAUAAAGGAGAAAGGCAAAGAGGAACCAGGCCCAGACUGGGCUUUGAGGGAGGCCAGACUCCAUUUUACCUCCGAAUUCCAAAAUACGGAUUUAAUGAAGGACAUAGCUUCAGACGUCAGUAUCAUCCUUUGAGUCUCAAGAGACUGCAGUAUCUUAUUGAUUUGGGUCGAGUUGAUACUACUGAACCUAUAGACUUAACCCAGCUUGUCAAUGGGAGAGGUGUGACCAUCCAGCCAUUUAAAAGGGACUAUGGUGUCCAACUGGUUGAGGAGGGUGCUGACACCUUCAAGGCGAAAGUUAAUAUUGAAGUACAGUUGGCUUCUGAACUAGCCAUUGCUGCAAUUGAAAAAAAUGGUGGUGUGGUUACUACAGCCUUCUAUGACCCGAGAAGUCUAGAAAUUCUGUGCAAACCUAUUCCGUUCUUUCUGCGUGGACAACCCAUUCCAAAACGAAUGCUCCCACCUGAAGAGCUGGUGCCAUAUUAUACCGAUGCAAAGAACCGAGGUUACCUGGCGGAUCCUGGCAAAUUUCCUGAAGCAAGACUUGAACUUGCCAGGAAGUAUGGUUAUAUUCUACCUGAUAUCACCAAAGAUGAACUUUUCAAAAUGCUCAGAACUCGAAAGGAUCCAAGGCAGAUUUUCUUUGGUCUUGCUCCUGGAUGGGUGGUAAAUAUGGCAGAUAAGAAAAUUCUAAAGCCUGUAGAUGAGGAGCUCCUCAAAUACUAUAGCUCAUGAAUUCCCUUCCAGGAAAGCAGAGUUGUGAAGAUUACCAGAAAAGGGACUGAACCAUGGAUUUCCCAUAUGUAUAGUACUUUUCCAGGGUUGGUGUCAACUGUCAGUGUAAUCAUAUCUCUUUUUGUAAUAUAUUCAUCUAAAAUGAAAAUAAAAUGCAUGAAGCAAGGACUGCAUAGGGGAACUGAGUCUGUGGAUUGUGUCUCAAGAGAUUUAAAUUUGCUGCUUGUCUGUUGAAGGAUGAUUAUAGCUAUUUAAAAAAUAUUUCUAGUUCAUCUUUUCAUGAUCUUUCCUCCAGCCUUUUCUUGUUAUUGUUACAAGCCAGAGUGAAUUUGGUAUUGGUUUUGAUUUCUUAUUUUUUUGGGUGCCGCGGAUUGAACUCUGGUCCUUGCACUUGCAAGGCAGGCGACAGAACCACUGAGCUAAAUCCCUGGCCCUGGAAUGGUAUUGAUUAAUAAGCCUGUUCAUUGAGAUUAGAGCUGAUGGUGAAAAGGUAAUGGCUUCUUUAUUUUUUUGGUACUGGGGAUUGAACUUGAGCCCUUGUACUUGCAAGGCAGGCAGCGGGAACACUGAGCCAAAACCCUGGCCCGGGUAAUGGCUUCUUUUAAUCAGGAGCCUCAGGGAAGCGGGGUUGCCCAGUGUCAGGAUGGAGAAGCCUCAGAGCAAGAUGGAGAGGAUCAGGAAUAUGGACUUAAGCCUGAGGAGUAGCUUCAGAAUUGUGUGAAUAAAUGUGUGUGGGCAAUGACUUUGUUUUUUUGUAUGUGUGUGGUACUAGUGACUAAACCCAGAGCAGCUGAGUGUAUUGCACAGCACUGUGCCCAGUUUAAACUCAGUUAAUGUAAAAGAUUCAGAAGUUAGCAAGGUCAUUUAGCUUUUCCGUGAUAUAUUGUACCUAAAUCUCAUGAAAGCUUUAAUUUACCUUGAGUGAUUUAAAACUGAUCUUUCAAUAAUUCAUUAUAAUUCUUCCCGAGAAAUAAAAUGGUUCCUGGCUGAUUAUUUCUUAA
Molecule: messenger RNA, 2023 nt
Organism: Fukomys damarensis (Damara mole-rat)
Lineage: Eukaryota; Metazoa; Chordata; Mammalia; Rodentia; Bathyergidae
Gene: Mrpl15
Product: mitochondrial ribosomal protein L15
Exons: 5
Coding region: 132-1022 (296 amino acids)
Biological process (GO): translation
Cellular component (GO): mitochondrial large ribosomal subunit
Molecular function (GO): structural constituent of ribosome
Source: RefSeq, a predicted model, not a curated record